AACUGCCUGCCGUCCUUGCCAAUAUUUUCAUAUUUUAACAUUUAAAAAAAGUUGUAAACAAAUAUUUUGUAAAAAAAAAAAUGCCUAAAAAGGGGAGUAGUUUGAAAAAAUGGCAGCAAAGCAAUCACAAAAUGAUUGUUGGCAUCAUCGGCUUCUGCUUGGGCAUUUUCGGUGUGCUGUGCGGCAUGUUUUGGGAACAAAUCUUCAAUAGCAUAGUGGAAAAGGAGAUGACUCUGCGACCCAACUCACAGGUUUAUGAUAAAUGGAAAAACCCGCCAUUAGCUUUGAGUUUAGACAUUUACCUCUACAAUUGGACGAAUCCAGAAGAUUUCACCAACCAAAGUACAAAACCUAUUUUAGAACAAUUGGGUCCGUAUCGUUUUACCGAGAAGCAGGAUAAGGUGGAUAUAGAAUGGAAUCCAUUGAACGCCACGGUGACAUAUCGUAAAAAGAGUGAUUUCUACUUUGAUGCGGAGGGCAGUAAUGGAAGUUUGGACGAUGUGAUCGUUACAUUGAAUGCGGUGGCAUUGUCCGCAGCUGGAAAGGCCAAACGUUGGAACAGUGUGCGUCGCAAUUUGGUCGAUGUGGGUCUGAAGUUGUAUGGGCAGGAAAUGUCGAUUGAGCGUACAGUCGAUGAAAUGCUUUUUACCGGCUACAGCGAUGAUAUGUUGGAUAUGGCGCGCGCUAUGCCACUGUUCGGGAAGGAGGUUGAGGUGCCUUUCGAUAAGUUUGGUUGGUUUUACACGCGUAAUGGCAGUGCCGACUUAACGGGUGUUUUCAAUGUGUACACCGGCGCUGAUGAUAUCUCGAAGAUCGGCAAAAUGCAUACAUGGAAUUUCAAACAACACACUGGCUUCUUCCGGUCGACUUGUGGUCUAGUUAACGGUUCGGCUGGUGAAUUUCAUCCACCGUACCUGAAAGAGAAUGGCAGCAUAGAGCUUUUCACGCCCGAUAUGUGUCGUACAAUACCUUUGGAUUAUGUAGAGACGACAGAAAUUGAGGGUGUGCUUGGUUUUAAGUAUACUGGUGGCGCGCGUUCUAUUGAUAACGGCACCCUUUAUCCCGAGAACGCAUGUUUCUGUGGUGGCGAAUGUGUUCCCUCGGGUGUUAUGAAUAUCUCUUCUUGCCGCUUCGGCUCACCUGUCUUUAUGUCUUACCCACACUUCUACAAUGCUGAUCCGUAUUACCUACAACAAUUGGAGGGCCUAAAACCAGAACAGGACAAACAUGAAUUCUACAUUAUUUUGGACCCACGUACAGGUGUGGCCUUGGAAGUGGCGGCGCGCUUCCAAGUGAAUAUGCUUGUGGAGCCCAUAGAUGGGAUAAGCCUUUACGAGGACGUACCACGUGUCUACUUUCCGCUCAUCUGGUUCGAACAGAAAGUGCGCAUAACACCCGAACUCGCUUCCGAUUUACAGUUGUUACCGAAAAUCCUGAUGGGCGGACAAAUCUUCGCUUGCAUUUGCUUCGGCGUCGGUCUCAUACUGCUGUGCUGGUACCCAAUUGAAAUUCUCUGCACACGUCAACGUUCGGUUGAACUCAAAUCUAUGCCGACGACGGCAGGUGAAAAUGUCAAGCAGACAAAAUUCACAAGUGUUGAAGAGUUGAAAAAUCGGCCACCAACAAAUGUGGUAUUAAAUAAUAAAACAUUGGAUAGUUCACCGUUGUUGGAGCGUACCAAUGGCAAAAUGCCGACAAUUGUACCGAAAUCGGAGACAAAUGAGAGUGUUGCUACAGUAACAACGGCCGCAAGCGCCGUUAGUAGUAACGACGUGAAUGAAUAAUUGUGUGAGAAGUGCUGAUGUUGAUGUGUGUGUGCUUGUGUGUGUAAUAAUUAUAUUGUUUGGCUGGCUUUUUGGCCAAACAAUCGUCCUACUGUGUGCCUUUAACAUUUACUCAGAUUUUUUGUAUG
Molecule: messenger RNA, 1912 nt
Organism: Ceratitis capitata (Mediterranean fruit fly)
Lineage: Eukaryota; Metazoa; Arthropoda; Insecta; Diptera; Tephritidae
Gene: santa-maria
Product: protein peste
Exons: 6
Coding region: 81-1784 (567 amino acids)
Cellular component (GO): membrane; cytoplasm
Molecular function (GO): scavenger receptor activity
Source: RefSeq, a predicted model, not a curated record